AUGGGACACGAUAAUGAAGUCCGACAAAAGGUCGAGAAAUAUAUGCGAUUAUUAUCGAAUCCAGCGAAGAUUGGAUCAGCGUUAAGGCAUUUAAAUAAUAUUCAUAUGACAUUAGAGUUAUUAUCGGAAACAGGAGUGGGAAAAGCUGUCAAUCAGUUGAGAAAUCAUUGUGAUCAUGGUAAUGAUGCUUUACAACUGGUUGAAAAAUGGAAGGAAAUCGCUAGGAGUUACGGGCUACGUCAGCGAAGGAGACAUUCUUCUUCUUCUAGCUCGAAAAAUGAAGAUAGUUCGCCAACAAGAAAGAAAGAAAAAUGUGAGGUCGAGGGAUCAAGUGUAUCAAAAAAAGAAAAGUCAAUAGAUUGUAAAAAACCAUCCUCAAAGCUUAUGGAUGAGCCCAGAUGUAGCACAAGUUUUGCCGAAAUGUUGGCAAGUGCAGACACGGCAAAGCCAUGGAAGCCAAAAAAACAUAAAACGAAUCAUAAUCACUGGAAAUGUUCAGAAAUAGAUAUAAAUUAUAAACCAUCCAGGCCAAUUUGUUAUGAACCAUCUCCAGUUAUCAGAGAUCAUCAAAAUGAAGGCAAAUUGGAUAGAUCAGAUAGUAUAUAUUUUAUUGAAGGCAUUCUCCAAACAUCAGAAGCUGAUACAUCAAUGUUUAAACCACGAAAAGAUAAACGUAAAAUUUAUGCCGGCCGUCGCAAAGGUGAUAUUGGGAAAGAAAUACCAUCUCUCCAAGAACUUUGUAUUAGAUUGCUUACUGCUAAUAUUAAUGCGAUUGAACAAGUUGGUGAUGCGCCGUACUAUUUACUGAAACCAAUUCUUGAAAAAUGUGAUGCAUAUCAGCUUAGUGCAAUCGAACGUCGGAAUCCACACCUUACCGAUGACACUGACGAACUUUGGGAAAAAAUUGUUAGACGAACGUAUCCUAGAUGUGAAUUAGAUGAGUAUGAAAGUUGGCGCGAUUGUUAUGUGGUAAGGCGAAUACGUGAUGAGAAUGAUAAAAAGUUGAAAAUUUUAUCUACUCGUAUAAACCAACACAACCGUGAGACAACAGCGCCAGUAAAAACAGCACUUCUGGCAGAUGCGAAAGCUCCACGUGAUGUUCGGAAGCGUCAAAUUCGAUAUGGAACUGGUCAUUCAACUUAUGAUCUACCUUGUGCUAGCGAAGUUUCGAAAGCAAGGAAAGCAAUUUUCGAAAAAGGCAAUAAAGAUUCUCUAUCAAAUUUGCCAGUAUCUGUACGAAAUACAAAUUCCAGUCUUGGUGCUCAUUCGACUAAAAAACCUGCUCAAUCAAAAAAGGGUGCUUUGAUGAUUAAAACACUGAAAAUGAUGAAAAAUAGUUUUAAACGAUGA
Molecule: messenger RNA, 1350 nt
Organism: Dracunculus medinensis (Guinea worm)
Lineage: Eukaryota; Metazoa; Nematoda; Chromadorea; Rhabditida; Dracunculidae
Source: the annotation of a GenBank genome assembly